Molecule: messenger RNA, 699 nt
Organism: Oldenlandia corymbosa var. corymbosa
Lineage: Eukaryota; Viridiplantae; Streptophyta; Magnoliopsida; Gentianales; Rubiaceae
Source: the annotation of a GenBank genome assembly
AUGCAGAUCUUCGUGAAAACCCUCACCGGAAAGACAAUAACCCUGGAGGUAGAAAGUUCGGAUACAAUCGAUAAUGUCAAGGCGAAGAUUCAGGACAAGGAGGGCAUCCCUCCCGAUCAGCAGCGAUUGAUCUUCGCCGGAAAGCAGCUGGAGGACGGCCGCACCCUCGCCGAUUACAAUAUCCAGAAGGAAUCCACCCUCCAUCUCGUUCUCCGCCUCCGCGGUGGUAUGCAGAUUUUCGUCAAAACCCUAACCGGGAAGACGAUUACCCUCGAGGUAGAAAGUUCGGAUACGAUUGACAACGUCAAGGCGAAGAUUCAAGACAAGGAGGGGAUUCCGCCGGAUCAGCAGCGGUUGAUCUUUGCCGGAAAACAGCUCGAGGACGGCAGGACCCUGGCGGAUUACAACAUCCAGAAGGAGUCGACUUUGCAUCUGGUCUUGAGGCUCCGUGGUGGCAUGCAAAUCUUCGUGAAGACACUUACCGGGAAAACUAUCACCUUGGAGGUGGAGAGUUCUGAUACGAUUGAUAAUGUGAAAGCGAAGAUCCAAGACAAAGAAGGCAUUCCUCCGGACCAACAGAGGUUGAUCUUUGCCGGGAAACAGCUUGAAGAUGGGCGAACCCUUGCUGAUUACAACAUUCAGAAGGAGUCCACCCUCCACCUUGUUCUCCGUCUUCGUGGGGGUUUCGGAACUGUUUAG